AUGUUCUACGGUGCUUCCGAUGCUCAUGGUCAUGGAAUAGGUGCAAUUAUUACUUCUCCAACUGGCAUCCACCUUCCGUUUGCCGCUAGAUUAUGCUUUGACUGCAUCAACAAUAUGGAAGAAUAUGAGGCAUGUACUUAUGGUAUGAAGGCGACCAUUGACUUAAGGAUCAAAAUUCUUGAGGUAUUUGGAGAUUUAGCUCUGACAUUUCUGGAGAAACAACAAUAUCCCAAGGGUAUAUCUAUUACUGAUAAGAAAGCUUUGAGAAGACUUUCUUCCAAGUUUUUCUUAAAGGAUGAUGUGUUAUACACGAGGAAUUAUGAUUUUGUGAUGCUCAUAUGUGUGGAUAGGCACGAAGCAAGCACGAUCAUAAAGUCCACACAUGAAGGCUAUGAGGGUGUACAUGUGAAAGGUCCUGCUAUGGACAAGAAGAUCCUUCGAGAUAGUCUAGCAAUCGAGGCAGAUCCUGAUGAUAAGCCUUGGUUCUAUUACAUAAAGACAUUUCUAGAGAAACAACAAUAUCCCAAGGGUAUAUCUAUUACUGAUAAGAAAGCUUUGAGAAGACUUUCUUCCAAGUUUUUCUUAAAGGAUGAUGUGUUAUACAAGAGGAAUUAUGAUUUUGUGCUGCUCAAAUGUGUGGAUAGGCACGAAGCAAGCCCGAUCAUAAAGUCCACACAUGAAGGCUAUGAGGGUGUACAUGUGAAAGGUCCUGCUAUGGACAAGAAGAUCCUUCGGGAUAGGUAUUACUGGACAACGAUGGAGGUUAACUGUUACAACUUUGUUAAAAGAUACCACAAGUGUCAAUUAUAUGGUGACAAGAUCUUUGUGCCACCAACUCCAUUGAAUGUUCUAACGUCUCCAUGGCUCUUCUCCAUGUGGGGUAUUGAUAUGAUUGAGAUAAUAGAACCAAAAGCUUCCAACGGUCAUCGAUUCAUCCUAGUUGAUCUUGAUUACUUCACGAAUUGGAUCGAAGCUGCUUCAUAUGCCAAUGUCACUCGACAAGUGUUUACUCGGUUUAUUAAGAAAGAGAUCAUCUGCCAUGACAGAAUUCCUAGCAAGAUCAUCACUAACAAUUCCAGUAAUCUCAACAACAAGAUGUUGAAGGAGUUAUGCGAAGAAUUUAAGAUCGAUCACCACAACUCUUCACCAUAA
Messenger RNA from Lathyrus oleraceus (garden pea), 1152 nucleotides. RefSeq lists its product as uncharacterized. The record is from RefSeq and is a predicted model, not a curated record. NCBI's taxonomy places the organism in Eukaryota, Viridiplantae, Streptophyta, Magnoliopsida, Fabales, Fabaceae. Gene Ontology annotation, biological process: DNA integration. The coding region runs from base 1 to 1152 and encodes 383 amino acids. Gene Ontology annotation, molecular function: nucleic acid binding. The transcript has 3 exons.